This is a messenger RNA of Sphaerodactylus townsendi, 710 nucleotides long. RefSeq names its product L antigen family member 3 (gene LAGE3). The transcript has 3 exons. Gene Ontology annotation, cellular component: EKC/KEOPS complex. The record is from RefSeq and is a predicted model, not a curated record. The coding region runs from base 103 to 372 and encodes 89 amino acids. NCBI's taxonomy places the organism in Eukaryota, Metazoa, Chordata, Lepidosauria, Squamata, Sphaerodactylidae.
UUCCUCCCGGGAGCAGAGGGGCGGGCCUCGCCUUAGCCACGCCUUCUCCGCCCGCGUGUUCUGCCCGGCCGUGCCCACGUGAAGCUGCUGGCGGGUCCAGCGAUGGCCGCGCCCGACCCAGGACUGGCCUUUGAGCUCAACAUUCCUUUCCCGUCGUUGCUGCUGGCCCGGAUCGCUCUGGGCUCUCUCUCCCCGGAUCCUGAGCCCCGUAAAGGAGGAAUCAGCAAGGAACUGAGCGUGACCGAGAAUGUUUUGCACGUGCGCUGGAAAGCAGAGGAGGCCCGAAUCCUGCGUGUUUCUGUCAGUUCUUUUUUGGACCAUCUCUCCUUGGUGGUGGAGACGAUGGAGCUCUUUGGGCCUCCUGUGGCUUGAGAAGCUCCAGAAAAAGAUGGAAUUCCGAAUGGCCUCGGUUGGACACAGAACUAUCCCAGAGUUCACUGAUGCUGAAGGAAGCACGAGGCCGUCUGCCUUUGAAGCCAGGUUGAUAAAAGCAGGUGUUUCCACUGAUGUGCAGGAAAACUGGCACACUUUGUGAACUGGCCAGCCCAGGACUGCCUUAGCGUAAAAUAACUCCGAUCUGGAGCCACCUGUGCGACUUAUUUUCUUGUCUGUGGUGUGUUUAUGGUGAAUUGGAAUGGUUGGUUUUGAUUCAUGAGUUGAAUCUGUCAAGUUAUAUAUAAGCAAAGCCUUAAUAAAGAUUAUUUUUGAGA